Messenger RNA from Saccostrea cuccullata (small rock oyster), 639 nucleotides. RefSeq lists its product as uncharacterized. The record is from RefSeq and is a predicted model, not a curated record. The transcript has 2 exons. The coding region runs from base 13 to 324 and encodes 103 amino acids. NCBI's taxonomy places the organism in Eukaryota, Metazoa, Mollusca, Bivalvia, Ostreida, Ostreidae.
GAACAGAAUGUUAUGGCGGAGAAAACAAAUGUCUCGAAUGAGAAAACUUCAAAUGAUGAAACAGGUGUCUUGCAGAAGGAAACUUCAGUAGUUACCAAAAAAGAAACUCUGGAAGGGAUUCAUGAAAAGUUUAGAGGCUAUAAAGAACUACCAGUUGUGCACUUAGUUCAACCGGACUUCAUCAAUCUACUAAGAGAGCCUGACCAAAAACAUGUUAAAGAACUGGAGGAGGAAUUCAUUCUAAGACCACAGAAUUACUUUCAGUUAAUGGUCGUCAACAUCCGUGGCGAGUUUGAGGCAAACUAUGACAAAUGCCAUGUAUAGGUCAUUGGAGGCAACCACUCUCGACUAGCACUCCAGAACAUAUUAAGAAGGGAGGACGUCACAAACAAAUCCCCAUUUGAAUUGAAAAUGUGCCUUAUAUACCAAGAUCUAAGUCCAGAUGAGGCAAAGUACAUCGCUAAUCAACAUAAUGAAGUUAGGAAGAUGGGCAGUGAUUUAGAUUUGGUAAGCAGGGCAACCUUUUUUAGGUUUGCAUUGUUUGAAAAAGCAGGAAUGAAAUCUGCCCAAGAAACGAUGGCCACUGAAACACCAACAUAGAAAGCUGUGAUAAGACGAUGGAAAAAGGGGCUUGAACUG